AGCGAAAGAAAGAGAGAGGGAGACAGAGAGCGAGAGAAAGGGAGAGAGAUAGAAACUCAAGUGAAACAGCCGAGGACCACGCGCUACAGAAGGCGGACGAAGGCACGCGACAUGUCUGAAGGAUUCAGGUGUGCGUGGAUAUGCUACAGGUGUCGUGCUCGCAGAUCAUGGUCGCUGGGAUAAACGUGGAUGUACUGACAGACAGCGGAUAGUAUGCCUGCACAGUUGGCACGGCUCACGCGAUGUGGCACAAUAUGGCACGCGUAAAGAUGGGUCUCUUCGCUCUCCUGUGUCUCCCCACGUUUUUCUUCCGCGUCCUCGUGCUCUCCCACAGCAGCAGCAUCUAUGAGCGGUCGGUGGUCCCUCGCGCCGUGUCCCGCUCCGUGGCUCGCAUGGACGGAGACGUGAUCAUCGGCGCGCUCUUCUCAGUCCACCACCAGCCGUCCGCGGAGAAAGUGGCCGAGCGGAAGUGCGGGGACGUCCGCGAGCAGUAUGGUAUCCAAAGGGUGGAGGCCAUGUUCCACACGUUGGACCGCAUCAACACCGACCCGAACUUGCUUCCCAACAUCAGCCUGGGCUGUGAGAUCCGGGACUCCUGCUGGCACUCCUCUGUGGCCCUGGAGCAGAGCAUCGAGUUCAUCCGGGACUCCCUCAUCUCUAUCAGGGAUGAUAAGGACGGAUCCAAGUGGUGCAUUGACGGCACCCCAUCCAACCAGCCUCCACCCAGCAAGAAACCCAUCGCUGGAGUGAUCGGACCAGGAUCCAGCUCUGUGGCCAUUCAGGUGCAGAAUCUGCUGCAGCUCUUCAACAUCCCACAGAUUGCUUACUCUGCCACCAGCAUCGACCUGAGUGACAAGACUCUGUUCAAGUACUUCCUGAGGGUCGUGCCUUCAGACACCCUCCAGGCCCGGGCCAUGCUGGACAUUGUCAAGCGGUACAACUGGACCUAUGUGUCUGCGGUGCACACUGAGGGAAACUAUGGGGAGAGUGGCAUGGAGGCCUUCAAGGAGCUGGCCUCACAGGAAGGCUUAUGCAUCGCCCACUCGGACAAGAUCUACAGUAACGCUGGGGAGAAGCACUACGAUCGCCUUUUGAGGAAACUACGGGAGCGUCUACCCAAAGCUCGUGUAGUGGUGUGUUUCUGCGAGGGCAUGACUGUCAGAGGUCUCCUGACAGCCAUGAGGCGACUGGGAGUGUUUGGAGAAUUUCUCGUCAUUGGCAGUGAUGGAUGGGCAGACCGUUACGAGGUUGUGGAGGGUUAUGAGCAAGAAGCAGAGGGAGGAAUCACUAUGAAGCUGCAAUCAGAGGUGGUCAAGUCCUUUGAUGACUACUACCUGAAGCUGCGUCUGGACACCAACACUAGGAACCCCUGGUUCCCCGAGUUCUGGCAGUACCGUUUCCAGUGCCGCCUGCUGGGUCAUCCACAGGAGAACAAGAACUACAAGAAAGUCUGUUCCGGAAAUGAAAGUCUGCAUGAAAACUAUAUUCAAGAUAGUAAGAUGGGCUUUGUCAUCAAUGCCAUCUAUGCCAUGGCUCAUGGCCUCCAUGAUAUGCACAAGGAGUUGUGUCCAGGGCAGACGGGGCUCUGUGAGGCCAUGGACCCCAUCGAUGGCAGCAAGCUUCUGGACUACCUCUUAAAGACAUCCUUCAGAGGAGUCUCAGGGGAGGAGAUUUAUUUUGAUGAAAACGGAGACACCCCAGGAAGGUAUGACAUCAUGAAUUUACAGAAUGUGGGUGAUGGUCGCUAUGACUAUCUAAAUGUGGGCUCCUGGCAUGAAGGCAUCUUGAACAUUGAUGACAACAAGCUGUGGAUGAACAGCAGCGACAUGGUCCGCUCAGUCUGCAGUGAGCCCUGCUCCAAAGGACAGAUAAAGGUGAUUCGAAAGGGCGAGGUGAGCUGCUGUUGGAUCUGCACCACAUGCAAGGACAAUGAGUACGUCCAGGAUGAGUUUACCUGCAAAGCAUGUGAGCUGGGAUGGUGGCCCGAUGAUGAACUGGCAGGCUGUCAGCCCCUGCCUCUGAAGUAUCUCGACUGGGCGGAUGUGGAAUCCAUAGUCGCCGUGGCUUUCUCGUGCGUUGGCAUCCUAAUCACCUCCUUUGUCACCUUUGUGUUCAUCCAAUACCGUGAUACACCUGUGGUUAAGUCCUCCAGUAGGGAACUCUGUUAUAUCAUCUUGGCGGGAAUCUUCCUGGGCUACAUAUGUCCAUUUACAUUAAUUGCCCGUCCCUCCGUGGCGUCCUGCUACUUGCAGCGGCUCCUGGUGGGCCUUUCAUCUGCCAUGUGCUACUCUGCCCUGGUGACCAAAACUAACCGCAUUGCCCGCAUUCUGGCUGGCAGCAAGAAGAAGAUCUGCACCAGGAAGCCCCGUUUCAUGAGCGCCUGGGCCCAGGUGAUCAUCGCCUUCAUGCUGAUCAGUGUGCAGCUAACUCUGGAGAUCACGCUCAUCAUUCUGGAGCCUCCUGAGCCCAUCAAGUCGUACCCAAGCAUACGUGAGGUCUACCUCAUCUGUAACACCAGCAACGUAGGCAUGGUGGCGCCACUGGGCUACAACGGCCUACUUAUCAUGAGCUGCACCUACUAUGCCUUCAAGACGCGGAACGUCCCUGCUAAUUUUAAUGAGGCUAAAUACAUCGCCUUUACAAUGUACACUACCUGCAUCAUCUGGUUGGCCUUUGUGCCCAUCUAUUUUGGCUCCAACUACAAGAUCAUCACCACAUCCUUCUCUGUCAGCCUGAGUGUCACAGUAGCACUGGGGUGCAUGUUCACCCCCAAGAUGUACAUUAUCAUUGCCAAACCAGAGAGGAACGUCCGAAGCGCCUUCACCACCUCUGAUGUGGUGCGAAUGCACGUUGGAGAUGGCAAGUCUGCUCAAUGCGGAAGCAACAGCUUCCUCAACAUGUUCCGACGGAAGAAGCAGGGAUCCGGCAAUGCAAAUUCUAAUGGCAAGUCUGUGUCAUGGUCUGAAUCAGGUGCAAGACACCCUCCGAGGGGGGGGAAUGUGUGGCACAGACUGUCUGUGCAUGUGAGGAAACAGGAAGCCGGCUUGAAUCAGAUGGCGGUCAUCAGGCCCCUAACUAACACCCCCGACCCCCACAGUUGUGAGCCCUCCACCCGCGACCUUGGCACAGACCCGCAUCUCCCCCAAGAACCACCUGGCGCUAAGCCUCUGUACAACCUGGUGGAGGAGGACGACGAGGGUGACGUGCAGCGCCCCCUCUGGACUCCGUCUUGCUCUGGACAGAUGCAAGGGCUGGAGUCCAAUUUAGAUAAGCCGGCUUCUUAUUUGCCCUCUCAUUUGACGGGCCGCACUACAGAGCGCUUGCAGGGGGCUGUGGUGGACACACACAGCUCCCAUGUCCCUGCACUGAAUGACCACACCGCCAGGGAGGCAGUCCCUGCCAACGAGCCUUUGAGCUUGACACCUUCUCAGCUCCCUCUGGCCCCACAAGUGGGGGAGUUUGAAGCGGAGGGACCUGAGGACGAGGAACUGGACCUCUUACACAGCUACAUUUACCAUGCCAAGGAGGAGGGGGAGGGGGAAGACGGGGAAGGAGAGGGUUUAACUCAGAACAAGCCAACUCUGGAGGAUUCCCUAGCGCUAUCUCCUCCCUCCCCCUUCAGAGACUCUGUGUGUUCGGGGGAGUCUGUCAGCGGCUCCCCCGUCAUCGAGUCGAUGCUCGGUAGCCCUCCGAGCUCAGUCUACACCUCAAACAUGCUCCGAGACUUCGCACACAGCUCCUCAACACUGUGAGAGCAAAACAGGCGCUGACACAGUGGCUGUCGGCACAAUUAUACAUCACACAGACAUGCAUUUCCAUAUACAGGUACAUGGACACACACAUGCAAACCUAUACAGAUACAUACAACAUUAUUUACCUUUCAAAAACAUUUAUUUUUUGCUCUGUCAUUCGCUUGCUUGUAUUUAUUACUCUGCUUUUUAUCAGUAAGAGGUUAAUUCAAACUAUAAGUAAAGAAACACCUGGAAUCAUCCAUGAGUGCUUACAUUUCUGAAAGGCUGUCAGUGCACAAAGCCUUUCUGUAAAAUGUAAAAACUGAGAACAGUGCCAAAUCUAAUCAGCUCUCGUGCCAAAUUCUGAUGAAUUAAGCAACACUGAGAAUCAUAAUAAAGGAUGUAGCUGCACUUUUCAUAGUGGCACUGCAAUGAAAUGGUCUACAAGAAAAAAAAUGUAAAGAAAAGCCCAGUUAUGUGAACAUUGUAAGACACAACCAGAGACCAAACUGCAGUCCUUAGAUAAGCUCUGCUUCUCUCUGCUGCACAUGUGCAGGUCUGUUCCUGUGUGUAGCGGUCGCAGCUGCAUCACAACAAACAAAACAAACAAAACAACAAUUUGCUGUCCGCCCUUUUUUUCAUGUAUUAAUUUCACCUCAGCUUUCUCUCAUCAGACCUCGCUGCAAUUUAAAUAUUACAAAGAGCUAGAUUAACAAGACAAGUGCAGUAACUUGGUUGAAUAUUACUUUAACUGUAUGUGUUGCAAGGUGUGCUCAGCAUCACAAAAAUAUUAUUGCUGGACUGAGAUUCCACUGAAGACUCGCGCUGUACGAUAUGUGAUAUGGAUAUAAUGUGCCAAUCCAAAAUGUUAUCAACCUACAUCCCUGCUUUCAAUUCUUACGAUGUAGCUGAUACAGGUUAGCGUGAUUGUAGAUGAUGGCGAUGUUGUUUAUUCAGUUUACACUCAAUCAUAACCCUGAGAACAAGUUUUAUGAGCAUGGGAUGUGAUAAAAGUGAGUUUGCUGUGUCAUUGUAAUGGAAAACACAGUACUUGUACAAGUUCUCAAAGUUUGUAAUACUGUUAAGCCAUCUCUUGUUUUUCACACAGGUGGUAUGUUUGUAAUACUGAUAAAUGUUUCUAUAUUUAGAAUGUCAACUUGAAAAAAAAGAAGAGUUUAUACAUUUUGAAACUGUCCUGAGAUACUUGUCAAGGAGCAGUGUGUUUGGUUUUUGGGUAACUUUUAAGCUAACUUGAGUCGACUGUAUCCUCUUGAAAAUAUUCAGUUGUAAAAGUAACCAAUGAUUAGUUGCUUCUUGUAAUGACAUUAUACAUGUUUCAAUUUUGCUUCAAUCUUGCAUUAUAAACUUAAGUAGUUUACUUGAGGUUAAGUUUCUUAGUUCUUUAUCUAUAAGAAUGCAAAUAAUUUCAGAGUACAAGACUAUACAGUGCAUAGUGCAAUUGUAUUGUAUUUCCAAAUGUUUUUAGUCUAUUAUAGUGUAAGCUGUUAACUGAUUUUAACCAAUGUAAAAUAUAUACGAGGGUGCCACCUGUUUAACACUGUCAAAUCUAGAAUGAAAAUAGGCCUUUAUGUUUUGGGCAAGCUGAACAAUGCUGUAAAAUAAAAAACUAUUUAUAUUAAGAAGACUGAUUACUGCCUGCAAUAGGAGACCAUUUGGGGUUCUUGAGAAGUUUUCAAGGCAACUGUAGCAAAAUUAAUAAGUUUUUAAUGAAUCACUUUUCCCCACAUGUUGGAUUCUUGUUUCUUUUAUCUGAGGUAAAUAAAUCCCAGUCUCUUUGUUUGA
Molecule: messenger RNA, 5534 nt
Organism: Seriola aureovittata
Lineage: Eukaryota; Metazoa; Chordata; Actinopteri; Carangiformes; Carangidae
Gene: grm1a
Product: glutamate receptor, metabotropic 1a
Exons: 9
Coding region: 243-3752 (1169 amino acids)
Biological process (GO): G protein-coupled glutamate receptor signaling pathway; regulation of synaptic transmission, glutamatergic
Cellular component (GO): postsynaptic density membrane
Molecular function (GO): G protein-coupled receptor activity involved in regulation of postsynaptic membrane potential; adenylate cyclase inhibiting G protein-coupled glutamate receptor activity
Source: RefSeq, a predicted model, not a curated record